AAAUGAUUUUGCAUUAUUGAAUUAGACCUCACUCAAAUUUUAAGAAUUUCUAUAUAAAGAUAUGAAGCACACCCAUCUCACCUCAAAUCUCAAUUCUCCACACAACUUUCUCCAUGGAAAAUCAUAAAACACCCCUUUCACUUUCUCUUGAUACCAAAGAUGUUGUGAUCGUUAAACCCUCCAUGCCAACACCUUCUCAUAUCCUUUCACUUUCCACCAUUGACAAUGAUCCUAACAUCAACAUUCUUUGUCAAACCAUCUAUGUCUACAAAGCCAAUCUUGAUUCCCCAAAUGACCAAAAAGACCCUUCUUGUGUCCUCAAAGAAGCACUCUCAAAGGCUUUGGUUUACUAUUACCCUCUUGCAGGAAAGUUAACAACAUUUCAUGAUGGAAAACUUGGAAUCAAUUGCAAUGGUGAUGGAGUUCCAUUCUUGGAAGCAAAUGCUAAUUGUGAACUCUCUUCACUUCACUAUCUUGAAGGAAUUGAUGUUCCAAUAGCACAAAAAUUAGUGUUUGAUAACCCUUCUCAAGAACAAACUAGUCCAAAUCCUUUAGUUUUCAAGGUAACAAAGUUUCUUUGUGGUGGUUUCACAAUUGGAAUGGGAUUGUCACAUAGUGUUUGUGAUGGUUUUGGUGCAUCACAAUUCUAUAGAGCACUUGUUGAACUUGCAAGUGGAAAAAAUGAACCUUCUUUGAAACCUGUUUGGGAGAGAGAGAGGCUAAUAGGUAAAACUCUUAAUGAACCAUUCAACUUUCUCAUAGACAAAACUUCAAUAGCAACUUCACCAUUUUGGCCAUGUAAAGAAAUUUCACAUGAAUGUUUUAGUUUCAAUGGUGAGAGUAUAAAAAGGCUCAAAAUGAAACUUAUGAAAGAAAGUGGUAAUAAUAUGAUGAAUGAAAGUUUCACAACACUUGAAACACUUGGUGCUUAUGUUUGGAGGUCAAAGGCAAAAGCUUUGAAAUUAAACAAUGAUGGAUCAACUUUGUUUUGUUUAGCUAUUGGUGUGAGACAUUUAUUGGAUCCACCUUUGCCUAAAGGGUAUUAUGGUAAUGCAUUUGUGGCUUCAAAUGUUGUGUUAAAAGUGAAAGAUCUUAAUGAAAAGCCACUUUUUGAAGUUGUUAAGCUUAUCAAAGAGUGUAAGAAGCUUCCUUUGAAUAAUGAAUACAUAAAAAAUUGUAUUAACAUGUUGGAGACAAUGAGGGAAGGAAAGAUUAAGGUUGAAGGAAGUGGUGCAUCAUUGGUGUUAACUGAUUGGAGGCAACUUGCUUUGUUGCAAGAAGUUGAUUUUGGAUGGAAGGAUUCAGUUAAUAUAGUGCCUGUUCCAUGGAACAUGUUUGGUUUUGUUGAUUUGUGUCUUUUCUUGCCUCCAAAUAAAUUGGAUCCUUCAAUGAAAGGAGGUGUUAGGGUUUUUGUGUCACUUCCUAAAGAUUCAAUGCCUAAGUUUAAGGAAGAGAUGGAGUUUCUCAAGGUCAUGAAAGUUGAUGAGAAUAACAACUAGUUACUUUAAUUAUGUUGCAAAUCUUUAUAUUAUAUUAUGAUAUUUUGCAGAUAAAUGUGAUCAUAAUUGCAGUUGUAAUAUUGACCGAUGCAAACACCUAUAAAAUUAUUAUAUUGUGCCUGCAAUUGUAUUUGAAAAUUGUAAUUUAGAACUAAUAUAUAUUUUUUUUUUUGGAA
Molecule: messenger RNA, 1675 nt
Organism: Cicer arietinum (chickpea)
Lineage: Eukaryota; Viridiplantae; Streptophyta; Magnoliopsida; Fabales; Fabaceae
Product: tetrahydroanabasine acetyltransferase-like
Source: RefSeq, a predicted model, not a curated record